GUGAUCUCGUCCCUGGUGGCGGUUGCGCUUGCCCGCCCCGAAGCUGGCUACAGCUACAGCGCCCCGAGCGGUCCGAGCGCCUCCGGGUCAGGGGGCGGCUACCCCUCGGGGCCGGCGCCGCAGUACGGCGCGCCGCAGCAGCCCGUCGUGCAGAAGCACGUCUACGUGCACGUGCCGCCUCCGGAGACGGACUUCCCCGCGCCCAGGAAGCCGCUGGUGGCCGCGCCUGCGCAGAAGCACUACAAGAUCAUCUUCAUCAAGGCACCAACUCCACCAACCCCAACUGCACCAAUCAUUCCAGUUCAACCACAGAACGAAGAGAAGACCUUGGUAUACGUAUUGGUCAAGAAACCAGAACCAGAGCCAGAAAUCACCAUUCCUACACCUGCUCCAACUCAACCAAGCAAGCCGGAAGUCUACUUCAUCAGAUACAAGACACAGAAAGAGGAAGGUGGAUAUCCAGCAAGCGGUCAACCAGACUCGUCAUAUGGUGCUCCUCCUUCUUCAAGUGGUCCUUCUAGCGAAUAUGGUGCCCCAAGGUCCAGUUUCUAG
Molecule: messenger RNA, 552 nt
Organism: Phaedon cochleariae (mustard beetle)
Lineage: Eukaryota; Metazoa; Arthropoda; Insecta; Coleoptera; Chrysomelidae
Source: the annotation of a GenBank genome assembly